CAGGAAGUGAAUUGUCUAUUUCAUUUAAUUCCACACUUAAACAAUGACGCAGGUUCAUGAUGUAGUACUCAGUGUUUGCGGAGGCCUACUGGUAACUGUAAGACAAACAGAUGAAUCUUUUCCAACUUAAAGUCCAGUCACUGGGAAAACUGGUAGCUGUACAUUGUUGAGGAGAUGAGAGGUGACAAAACAUUAUCCAUAUGGUAGCACUAGCUGAACUUUGUCAAGAGUCAAUACAGAUUAGUUCCUGAUGCAGUAAUUGAGAAGCAUCCAUUGUAAAUUAGGUGGAAAUCCUUAGAUUACUCUCCUGGCCACUCCCUGGCCCAGACCCCCUUCCACUCCCUAGGCCACUCCCUAAACCACUCCCCUUCCACUCCCUAGGCCACUCCCUAGACCAUUCCUCAAGCUUGACACUCCCUAGACCAUUCCUCCUCCACUCUCUUGGCCACUCCCCCAGCCACUACCUAGACCACUCCCCCUGUCACUCCCUGGUUCACUUCCCUUGCUACUCCCUUUGCCACUCCCAAGACCACUCCCCCAGCUACUCCCUUGACAUAAUAUAGACAACUCCCCCUUCCCUUCCUUGACCAAUCCCCUAGCCACUCCGUAGACUACUACUCUGCAUCUGCCUUGGCCACUCCCUAGACCACUCCCCCUGCCUCUCCCUCAGCACUCAGUUGACCACUUCUUGUGUCACCCCCAAGACCACUCCCUGCAGCCACUGUAUCUUCCACCAUGCAGGAGUACCUGGAGAAGAAACUGACCACAGCACAUGAUACGGGGAGCAGAACCAACUUCAAGGAAAAGGCUAUAGGUUUUGUCUCUGCAGUAGGAUUUGUAUGUCUUCUGCCUUUGUUGCAUAUAGGUGUAUUUUACAAGCAUAUCUGGGUCCCUGACAAGAAAAAGAUCAUUGACAGAUAUGCCUGUGACUGCAGUUGUUUUGACACAAUAUUCAGAGGGCGCUAUGAAUACCCUGUCAGCUCAUAUAAACAUGUCUAUUUCAAUGCUACGAGUAACACCUUCUAUAUCUGGACGCUGACUGUGCUGGUGCUGUUCCUGACCUAUGAUGCCAUCAAGUAUUUGGUCGGGGUCCUGCGGCGUGGAACAUGUCGUAGGAGAUGGCUGUUUACCCUCCUAGUAUCCGUGUACCCUCACUACUACUCCUGGUGGUCCUACUUCAACUACUGGAACGAGGACUUCUACCAGCAUUGGGCACACCACAUGCUGUUUGCUGUCACAGAGUUGGUGUCCACGGUUGUUGUUCUGAACCUGUGUGACUCCGGCCACAGGGUGAAGACGUGGAAGCUACUGGCGGUCUUCAGUAUCAAUCUGGCCCACAUCCUCAUCAGCGGCAUAGACCAGUUCAUAGAGCACGUGGUUUUCUCCAAGGGGUUUGCCUUCCAGAGUUUGCGGGAUGUGGGGCUGAUGCUGCCGGAUAUAGUCCAUGUGGCCGUCCCUGUCUGGGAGCUGAACACCUGGGCACGCUCUAAACACAGCACUGUCUGGGAACUCUUCUAUAGAGAGGAGCUCAUGAUGGCUGCUCUUUUUAUUAUACUGUUUUCUAUAUUUGGAACUAUUAUUUAACAUUAGACAGGCUACAAAAUGGAGAGUUUGAAGAAAGAAAAUCAUGUCUGCUCUAUUUAUUAUACUGUUUUUUUUUUUAAUAUAUUUGGAACUAUUAUUUAACACUAUACAGUUUACUGGUAUAUGUUUAUUGAGCUGUAAAUUAUCAUUCCAUGUAGUAUUUAUUGGUUGAUUUUUUAUUGCCAUUAACUGUAGCCCUAGAAGGACUUGAUUGGUACAUGUAGAUUUAAGAAUUUUAAAACAUUGGUUGGAAAUCCGCACCUCGAAAAACUGUAUUAUAAAAUUCUGCUAUGAAGAUAUUAACAAAAAUUUUGAUUGGAUUUGGUGUUUACGGAAUGAACUGGAAACAAUUGGCUUGUCAUUUAUUUUUUACGAAAAUAUUUCAGAUAAUUUUAUACUGUCUUUGAUAGAAGAAAGAUUGAAAGAUAAUUUUGGACAAACAUUGACUGGGGAAAUAUCCACAGGGUUUAAGGGUUAUUUUACCAACAUCUUGUUGACAGUUUUGCAGUGCAAUUCUAGUUGAAUAAGCCAAUAUCACAGAAAUACAAGGUAUUUAUUGGUAAAUUUAGACAUUCGUCACGUAAUCUAGCUGUAUAAACUGGAAGGUAUACAAAUGCAAAUAAAAAUUAAGAACUUAGAAUUUAUGCAAUUUCAAUGAUAUUGAGGAUGAAUUUUAUUUUAUUCUUAAAUGUUCUUGCUGCAGUGCGAUUAGGCAGAAAUACAUAAAAAAUUAUGGAAACCAAGCGUUUUCAAACCAAGUAAAUUGUUAUCAGUUAACAAUGUUUCACAGUUAAACAACUAAGGAAAGUACCUAAAAUAUGCAUAGAAAUUAAAUUUAGCAUCAAUCUGAUGAGUUAUUAUUAUUAGUAGUAGUAGAAGUAGUAGUAGUAUUGUUGUUGUUGUU
Messenger RNA from Lingula anatina, 2488 nucleotides. RefSeq lists its product as uncharacterized. Lineage: Eukaryota; Metazoa; Brachiopoda; Lingulata; Lingulida; Lingulidae. The record is from RefSeq and is a predicted model, not a curated record.